AUUAACUUUAAACUCUAAAGAACCCAAAAUUUGAGCUCAUCUCUCAAACAAUCUCCCAUACUCUCUUAUACCCCAAUCUCUCCUCCUACCCCAAUAAAUCCAUGGAUGUCACUCCCUCCCAAAUCCCACUUCCACAAAUAGAAUUUGACAUCUAUAAAAGGCUGAGCAUACAGUUACGUAUAAUUAAUAUUUAUAACUCUAAUGUCAGAAGAACUCGUUGUCUAUAUGAACAUUAUUUCUCCUUACUCAAGGCUUGUUAUGUCAAUGUUGGCCCUACUAGAUAUUCCUCAUAAAGAGAGGGUCAUCGACACUUCUAGAGGAGAGCAAAAGAAGGAAUGGUACAAGAAAAUCAACCCAAAGAUGAAAAUCCCUGCUAUCAAAGACGGAGACCACAUCAUGGCUGAGUCAAUUGACAUUUGCAAGUACCUUAUUGAGUCAAGGAAGCUCAAGACCCCCGCUUGGCCUGUCGAUGAUAGGGACAGGAAUGAGCAGAUGGAGAAGGACCUUGCUGACUUUGAAGACCUGGGGGAAGCCACAAUGGCUGUAGCGUAUAAGUGCUUUUACAAUAAAGUGUUUGGGAAGAAACUUGCCAGUGCGGAAGAAACUAAGCAGUAUAAGGAAGAUCUUUAUAAGGUAUACGACCUUUCGGAGGAAACACUAAGCGAGAGAAGAACAUAGUUCUUGAACUCAGAUGAGCACCCAGCUAUUCAAGAUUAUCUAUUCUAUAAUUUGGUGAGAGUCGUUUUUGAUAUCAAUAUGGUCGACUUUGAGAAGUAUCCUAUGAUGAAGCAGUGGAUGGAUGCAUGUGCAAAAGUACCCUCUAUAGCAGUAAUUAACGUUAGAUUGGAGAAAGAAAAUAAGAGAAUCAGAUUCUUGAUGAAAUGGGUUCUGCCUAUCGUCAGAUGUCUCACCUGCAAAUGCUGCUGUUAGACUA
Messenger RNA from Moneuplotes crassus, 934 nucleotides. The record is from the annotation of a GenBank genome assembly. NCBI's taxonomy places the organism in Eukaryota, Ciliophora, Spirotrichea, Euplotida, Euplotidae.